Messenger RNA from Debaryomyces tyrocola, 279 nucleotides. The record is from the annotation of a GenBank genome assembly. Lineage: Eukaryota; Fungi; Ascomycota; Pichiomycetes; Serinales; Debaryomycetaceae.
AUGACAAGAACUAACAAAUGGACAGUUCAUGAAGCGAAGUCGAACUCUAAGUGGUUCACUCAUCAUGGCCCAAUUAAUUGCGACCCAACCAAAGUUAAGAAACUGGGAGCAGGAAAGGGUAAUUGGGGCAAGCCAGGGGACGAAAUGAAAGACGAUACAGAUAUGGAUAGGGUGACUAUGUUUGGACAGUCGCAAAGAAGGAAUUCGAAUCAUAGUCAGAAUGAGCAAGAUAUGAAAAUGCUUAACGAACAGUUAGACCAUUCUAUGUUUACCAUGUAG